UUUUUUUUAGGUUUUUAAUAUACCACGUGUGUGCUACAUGGCGAUGCUUCUAUGUUUAUAACAUCAGGUAGGUAGGUGGCUGGCUUACGUUAAUAGGCAGCCUCUUUGUGCCUAUUUGCCUACCUUUGUGGUUAUCUCUUUUAACAGGCAGUACGCUAACUAGCUAGCCAGUUUGCUACUGUCAAUAGAUGAAAUAUAAAGAGCCUAAAGGCCUAGACUGGAACUGGAUUGGUAAUGGUUUAAUAUUAUUGCUACAUAAGAGCAGCCGGUUUAUUGCCAUUGGUGCAAAAAACUUCGUCGGGUGUAAAAGUCGGUAGGCUCAGUUUAGGAACUGUCAAGCCAACUACUCAUAGGUAACCACCAUUAUCAUUCUAAAGACAAUUCCAAUCGCUUUUAUAAUCUCCAUUUGCUUGUCGUCAACGACAUCGCUUGCCAGAGAAAGAGAACGUUGUUUGUGAACACCUUGAUCGAUGAAGUAGUUUAGCAGUUAAAAUGACUUGGCAUGACUUGUUUUAAUUCAUUCCCAUUCACCUGAGGACUGCGAUGUAACUGACACCGCUUUGAUGAGUUCCUUUUGCAAAUCGUUGAGUUUGUAAAAUGGCUAAUGUUUACUUUGGAGGACAGAGGCUUUACUGAAACACCCUGCAUAAGAGUUUGUUUGCAUUCAUAUAACUUGCGAGAUUUGCCCCAACUUGGGUCAGCUACACACAUUUUUAAACAGGCUAAUCUACUUACUUGGUCAAAAAGAGAUUUGUCAAGACUUGCCUCACAUUUACAACGCAGCACAAUGUUAACGUACAGAUGCCUUGUUUAGGAGAAGGAGGAAUGUACAAAUUGUUUUGUAGCGUGAAGACGAUUGAGUGUACAUAUUAAUGUGCUCACAUAGCCUGACUCAACUUGGCUACUGAGUAUUCAUUGCAUGGCAUCGCUUGACGCCGAAAAAUCAGGUAGGAACUAUUUUGGGGGUGGAAAAUUAAUAUACAAAGUCGAAAUAAACGAAACAAACAAAACACAAUAUGGUGCCUUCAAACACCAUUGGUUGGUAGUAGAAUCGUUGUAUAAAAGCAAACGUGGGGGUUUGUAAUCUAUAUCACAGCCGGAGGAUACCCUAUACCAGCCCCACUCACUGAUGUCAUAUUGCUUAAUUGUACUUUUAAAAACAACAGGAGUUGUACCAAAGUGAUUUUUUGUCGAGGUGAACUAGUUAUUUAUUAUUCACUCAUGGAACAACAAUGGCAGCGAUGUUGUUAUGCUCACUUCUAAGGUAAGGUCACUGUUAGAAUGUGGAUGUGAGUUGACCUUUGGUCUCCACUCUCAAUUAAUCACAUGCCUGAACAGGGACCAUACAUCUUGGUGUUCUGGUGUAUCUCCAGAACCCUAACCAGUGUCCUUGUGGCCAUUGUACUAAGCAGGUAAACUUGACGGGGUCUUAAAGCUAAUCUAGCGUCUUUAAUAUCCACAGGUUAUCCAUAUGAAGUGAAGUGAAGUGACUAGCACAGUGAAGACAUGGAAGACGACUCAAAACCACUACUGGGCUCCGUGCGGGCAGGGGAAAGUUACACAGAUUCGCUGGAGCCAAGAGGAAGAAGGGCUUUUCAUGUAGAGCACAGGAAUAUCGUAGAUGACGCCCCUCAGGAGCGAGUGUCCUCUGAGGCUUCCAUCAUGAGCAGUAGAAUCCAUUACUACAGUCGACUAACGGGAUCUUCUGACAGAGCACUUGCUCCUCCAGACCAUGUGAUCCCACCCGCCGAGGAUAUCUACGUCUACAGCCCGUUGGGGACUGCAUUCAAAGUACAAGGGAAAGACGGGGCCUCCAAAAAUCCCAGCAUUAUUACCAUUUUUGCCAUAUGGAACACAAUGAUGGGGACGUCAAUACUUAGCAUUCCAUUUGGAAUUAAGCAGGCGGGAUUCACACUUGGGAUUAUCAUUCUCGUCGCAAUGGGGAUACUCACCUUAUAUUGCUGUUACAGGGUGCUUAAGUCGACUAAAUCUAUACCAUAUGUGGACACCUCGGACUGGGAGUUUCCUGAUGUGUGCAGGUAUUAUUUUGGGGCGUUUGGAAAGUGGUCGAGUCUGAUCUUCUCAAUGGUGUCACUAGUCGGGGCGAUGGUGGUCUACUGGGUGCUCAUGUCCAACUUCCUGUUCAACACGGGCAAAUUCAUCUACAACUCUGUCCAUCAUAUCAACAUGUCCGAUUCUGACUUUGGAACAAAUGGAUCCGAAAGAGUGAUCUGUCCGUUCCCUGACACCCACCAUCAUGGCAGCAACGUUAGCGUCAGUCUGCUGUACGUGAGCGGUGGGAACAGCUCCACGGCCGUGUUUGACCGCUGGUGGAGUAAGACCAACACCAUCCCCCUCUACCUCAUCGUGCUGCUGUUUCCCCUCCUCAAUUUCCGCUCGGCUUCCUUCUUCGCCAGGUUCACUUUCCUGGGCACCAUAUCUGUGAUUUAUCUCAUCGGCUUGGUGACUAUGAAAGCUUUUCGCCUGGGCUUCCACCUGGAGUUCCACUGGUUUGAACACACUAAGGCUUUUGUUCCAGAGUUUAGACUGCUGUUCCCGCAGCUGACCGGGAUCCUCACGCUGGCCUUCUUCAUUCACAACUGCAUCAUCACCCUCAUGAAGAGCAACAAGCACCAGGAGAACAAUGUCCGGGACCUGUCCUUGGCCUACCUGCUAGUGGGCCUGACCUACCUCUAUGUCGGAGUGCUGAUCUUUGCAUCAUUUCCUUCGCCAGAACUCUCCAAAGACUGCAUUGAACCAAACUUCCUGGAUAACUUCCCGAGCAGCGACGUGUGGGUGUUUGUGGCUCGCACCUUCCUGUUGUUUCAGAUGACCACCGUCUACCCGUUGCUAGGCUACCUGGUCCGUGUGCAGGUCAUGAGCCAGGUCUUUGGCAGCCACUACCCCGGGUUCUUCCACGUCCUCGUGCUCAACAUCAUCAUUGUCGGCUCAGGGGUCCUCAUGGCCAAAUUUUACCCCAACAUUGGCUCUAUAAUAAGGUUCUCUGGGGCGACGUGUGGUCUGACCCUGGUGUUUGUGUUCCCCGCACUCAUCCACAUGAUCUCUCUGAAGCGGCGGGGGGAGCUGCGCUGGCCCUCCGCCGUCUUCCACAGUUUCCUCAUCGUGCUGGGCGUGGCCAACCUGCUGGCCCAGAUCUUCGUGUAGCUCUGCCCCCAGAGCAUGUUGGGAAAUGUAGUCCUGAUGAACUAAGACAGGGGCACUCCCUGGGGAAAUGUGAGGCCGUGGAGGAGCCCUCCGAUGCUAUUUUCAAAUGGGAAAUGUUAGGUUGGAUUUUAACCUUUUUAUUGGUUUGGUUUCAAUAGAAUUACGGUUUUAGAUGAAACGGCAGCAAUGGAGGGGUUCACUCCCGGUCAGUGUGACUUAAUCACACUUGAAUAUCAAGUCAACGUUGUUUUCUGUCACUUUGAACUUUUAGAGAAUGGUACAUCAGGCAGUGAUGAAUACAGCAGUAUUGUCAGGGAAUUCAAUGUAACCCAACUUGCAAGCCGGUUAUAAUUGUUUUUAUUUCAUUUUGAUCACUUGUCUCUACUAUUAACAUUGUACUUGCAGCUAUGUCAGUGUUUUAAUGGUUUGAUGAUGUAAUGACUGACAUUAUGUGUUAAUUGUUUGAUGGUAUUUGCUGAGGUGUUUCCCCAGGGAGUGUUGUUAGUUCUGACUGGUGUUUUCUUCAGUGCUACUAUGCACAGAUCAUGGAUGGGUUGCUAAACAGUGUACUAAUCAUGUUUUGUCACGGUGUAGCCAGAGAACUGUGUUUGUCGCUUAAAAGUAAGUCGCUUAGCACAACCUGUCUGCAAGUCAUUGGGUGCAGCAGCUUUGACUUGCAGAGAGAUGUGUGUACAACUACGCCACCCUGAGGUUUGGAUGUGCUACUUUCCCCUACCGAACACUUAACAGGGCUCCACAGAUGGGGUGAUUUUUUUUUUUUUUUAGUUUUCUUAUAAUUUCCACAGCUCUGUUCACAGUUGAUUAUGAUAUGCAGAAAGUCACAAGUUGUAUUUAAGUUAAUUUGUGAGACAUAAGGGGGGGUCAUCAGGGGUGUGUUUCUGUCGUGUUAUGGUUUUCUGUCACAAUCUUUGGGUGGGUGAGUUCUAGAACAUUCACCAGGUGAAUCACCAGAAUUCAUUCCUGCGUUGAAACAAAAAACAGUUUCUGAUGUGAAAGUCUGUUAUACUUAUGAAUUCAAACUUCUUUUUUUUUAUCGUAUAAGGAAUAUUAUAUAUUUUUUACUUACACAAUACACAUCUAUCUCCUCAUAGAGGUGUUCUGAAAAGGAUGACAUAUUUCUGCAUUCUUUCAUCUAUGAGCCAUACAGUAAAUAUGUUUACAGGUGUUGAUGCUGUUGAUAGGUGGUUCUGAAGGCUUUUUAGUAAGAGGCUAACCCAAGGUGUGACCAUGUUCUCGGAGCUUCUGCCAAAGCAUCAGCACGAGACUCCCAGAACUCAAAAGUGACACUGUGCUGUUAUCUGAAGACAUGAGUGAAUGAAUGAAUGAAGCCAGAGUGGCCUCAUGUUUAAAUGGAGAGAGACGAGAGGAUGGACAAAGGGACUUUGUAUUUUAUCUGGGAAUGGUUCUUAGCAACCAGUCUGUAACCGUGACAACUGAAGCAGGCACAAAUGUUGUGUUUUUGCUAACUUUGCUCGCCAUAACUGCAGCACCAUAACCCUGCUGGAUGAUUUUCUGUUUGGUGAGCACAUUGUGGAAGGGGCCUAAUUUUCUUUAGAUGCCUACAAAUGUUGAAAUGAAAUGUACUUAAUUUUGCACACGACUUUAAACUCCAAAGGUUUAAUCUGUUUUGUAAAUAUGUGUUGCUUUGCUGGCAAUAUAUUUUAUGUUUGCGUAUGUACUUGUAGUGACAAUAAAAUAAUGUUUUUGUUUUCA
Clupea harengus (Atlantic herring) is the source of this 4899-nucleotide messenger RNA. RefSeq names its product solute carrier family 38 member 9 (gene slc38a9). Gene Ontology annotation, cellular component: lysosomal membrane. Gene Ontology annotation, biological process: amino acid transmembrane transport. Lineage: Eukaryota; Metazoa; Chordata; Actinopteri; Clupeiformes; Clupeidae. The record is from RefSeq and is a predicted model, not a curated record. The transcript is spliced from 14 exons. Bases 1507 to 3165 code for a protein of 552 amino acids. Gene Ontology annotation, molecular function: L-amino acid transmembrane transporter activity.